Volvox carteri f. nagariensis is the source of this 1293-nucleotide messenger RNA. RefSeq lists its product as uncharacterized. The coding region runs from base 1 to 1293 and encodes 430 amino acids. The transcript is spliced from 2 exons. The record is from RefSeq and is a predicted model, not a curated record. Gene Ontology annotation, molecular function: cysteine desulfurase activity; pyridoxal phosphate binding. NCBI's taxonomy places the organism in Eukaryota, Viridiplantae, Chlorophyta, Chlorophyceae, Chlamydomonadales, Volvocaceae.
AUGGCCUCUCCUCUGCCAACACCAGUGCCGGCGCAGCUUGCUCUGGGUGCGGCCUUGCGGGCCGAAUUUCCAAUCCUCGACCAAAAAGUCAACGGCCUGCCGCUCGUGUACCUCGAUAACGCAGCGACCAGCCAAAAGCCUCGUGCAGUGCUUGACGCUUUGUCGCGUUGCUACACGGAGUACAACGCCAACGUGCACCGCGGCGUGCACGCCCUCAGCGCCAAGGCUACCAACGAGUACGAGGAGGCGCGCGCCAAGGUAGCGGCCUUUAUUGGCGCGUCCACCAGCCGCGAGGUUGUCAUUGUGCGGAAUGCUACGGAGGGAAUCAACCUGGUGUCGAACACGUGGGGAGCGGCCAACAUCAAACAGGGCGACGAGAUCAUCCUCUCCGUCGCGGAGCAUCACGCCAACCUGGUGCCGUGGCAGCUGUUGGCGGCCCGUACAGGCGCCGUACUGCGCCAUGUGCGCCUCACACCCGACAAAUCCCAGCUUGACAUGGACCACUUCCGGUCGCUGCUCUCCCCGCGCACCCGCCUCGUCUCCCUCGUCCACGUCUCCAACGUCCUCGGCUGUGUGCUGGAUACCGCCUACGUGGCCGAGCAGGCACGUCGCGUGGGAGCCAAGCUGCUGCUAGAUUGCUGCCAGUCCGUACCGCACAUGCCUGUGGACGUCUGCAGUCUGGGUGCCGACUGGAUCGUGGCGUCCUCGCACAAGUUCUGUGGGCCCUCCGGUGUGGGCUUCCUGUGGGGCCGCUACGAUGUGCUGGAAUCCAUGGAGCCCUGGAUGGGCGGUGGGGAGAUGAUUGCGGACGUGUUUCUAGACCAGUCCACGUAUGCCCCGCCGCCCAUGCGUUUCGAGGCGGGCACGCCGGCCAUUGCCGAGGCCAUCGGCAUGGGCGCCGCGGCGGAGUGGCUGCAGCAGCUGGGCAUGGAUCGGGUGCAUGCCUUUGAGGAGGAAAUCGGGACGUACUUGUACGAGCGGUUGGUGGCGGUGUCGCCGAGGGUGACGGUGUACGGGCCGAGGCCCGGUGCGCCGCGUGGACGGGCGUCCCUGGCGGCCUUCAACGUGGAGGGACUGCACGCGACUGAUGUGUCAACGUUGCUUGACAUGGCCGGAGUGGCAGUGCGCAGCGGGCACCACUGCGCGCAGCCGCUGCACAGAGAGCUCGGUGUGCCGGCAUCCGCACGCGCGUCGGCAUACAUUUACAACACGGCGGCAGAGAUUGACACGUUCAUAGAGGCGCUCAAGGACACGAUUAAGUUCUUUGACGACGCGCAUGGUGGGGUAGCAUGA